Sinocyclocheilus rhinocerous is the source of this 1424-nucleotide messenger RNA. RefSeq names its product RNA-binding protein 38-like. Gene Ontology annotation, biological process: regulation of RNA splicing. The transcript is spliced from 6 exons. The coding region runs from base 394 to 1098 and encodes 234 amino acids. NCBI's taxonomy places the organism in Eukaryota, Metazoa, Chordata, Actinopteri, Cypriniformes, Cyprinidae. Gene Ontology annotation, cellular component: cytosol; nucleus. The record is from RefSeq and is a predicted model, not a curated record. Gene Ontology annotation, molecular function: mRNA 3'-UTR binding.
GUGCAGUUUGGAAACAAGGUGAGGCACGAGGCAGAGGAAGGGUCUGUGAGCGUCACACAGAGCCGAGCAUCGCAUUGGCUGUGGAGGCAGGAAGGUGAGCGCUGCUCUACAUGUGCUGCUGCUGUGGCUGUCUGAGAGCGACAGUCAGUCAGUCAGUCGCUCACCUGCCGUCAGUGUUUCUCCGGUCAUGGACUAGUGGAGCACGUUAGUUUGGCACAUGACGGAGAGGAACGGGAACCUCGGUUGUUUUUCCAAGCCAAAGGACUGCUAUCUACCUCGCUGCCUUCGCGACCACUGUAGCGUAGCUUAAGAGCCGUUCGUUAUUUAUGUUUAUUUAUAUUUAUUUAUAACGCGCGCGUUUCGUAUUUACAUUGCACUGAAUUUCGCGCCCGGAUGCUUUUACAUCAGUUCGUGAAUGGGACGCUGGAAACCAUGUAUCCCAGUAUUCAGAAAGACACGACUUUCACCAAGAUCUUCGUCGGCGGGUUACCGUAUCACACCACGGACGCGUCGCUGCGAAAACACUUCGAGACUUUCGGCGACAUCGAUGAAGCCGUGGUGAUAACGGACCGGCAGACGGGGAAAUCCAGAGGAUACGGCUUUGUGACUAUGUCAGAUAAAAGUGCAGCUGAGAGAGCUUGUAAAGAUCCCAACCCUAUUAUUGAUGGACGCAAAGCUAAUGUCAACCUGGCGUACCUCGGGGCCAAACCACGCAGCCCACUGACAGGAUACUCGACUGGAGUACAGCAGGUUCAUCCAGCCCUGAUCCAGAGGCAGUAUGGACUCAGCCAGCCGUAUGUUUACCCUCAGGCCUUCCUGCAACCCAGUCUGGUUCUGCCCGCACAGGUCACCUCCAGCGCCACGACCCCUUACCUUGACUUCAGCACUGCCUACGCUCAGUAUGCCUCCUCAGCCUUCGAGCAGUAUCCCUACGGCCCCUCGCCAGGCUUCCUGAGCUACAUGUACCCUCCAGGCACCCCCGGGCCCUCCUCCGCCACAAACACCCCGGUCCCCACAGCCCUCCCCUCCAUCGGAGGCGCCCCCAGCACAGCCUUCAUCCAGAUCCCUGCUCAUCAGCUCCACGCCGACCGCCUGUAGAUCAGGCCACAGGGACCCACUGAACUCCGUUUUGGUCUGCUGAAAGGACAAAAGAAAGAGUAUUGUGACAGAUGUCGGUGGUUGCUUUUGGUAUCACUCCACAAAUGACACUACAGGACAAAAUGCCAGCAGGAAAACUUGACUGAUGGGACGUUCGAACAGCACACGUUGACAUAUUGCCAGGACAAUCUGUUUGUUUUCACAAAAACAGUGUUGUCAUUAAUCUGCCCUGAGACAUUCAACUCAAAAUAAGAAAAUACCUUACAGUGAAAGCCAUAAGACCAGAACAUGCAAAACAUGUAAUAAAGUCAAUUUGCAAAAACUGA